Messenger RNA from Dovyalis caffra, 345 nucleotides. The record is from the annotation of a GenBank genome assembly. Lineage: Eukaryota; Viridiplantae; Streptophyta; Magnoliopsida; Malpighiales; Salicaceae.
AUGAGGUUCAAUAAUACACACAAGUUUUCAACAAUUGGCCUUGGAACCGUACUGUUGUUUUUCAGGGAGCUCAAGCCUGCUGGAGACUCUCUUCCUAAUGUAACCAUGGAUCACACUUGCCUUGGAGAACAGACACCUGUUCGUUUGGAGUCUACCUCCCUGCUACCUGUGGCCAAAACGGAAUGUGGAUGGGGAAUUCAAAAACAGCGAAACAAUCCACUUCACUGCAAAUCUCUAAAGCCCAACAAGUACGAAGAACAACCAGCCAUUAGAUUCCAUUGUAAAGAACAAAUAUCAAGUAACUCGACUCCGGAGCCCACGGCCCCAAGCAAGCCCAAAGAGUAA